CCAGGAGCAUCAGUCUCAUUCUUCUUCCUCACCAGACAUGUCUCUCAAGGUUGUUGUUGUGGCCAUGCUGGUGGCAGCGGCGAUGGCCCGCCCCGAGCCUCCUCCCUACCCCACCUACAGGCCACCAACACCAGUCUACGGCGCCCCCGGUCCUCAGGCUCCUGCUAAGUACGACUUCAACUGGGCCGUCAAAGACGACGCUUCAGGAAACGACUUCGGCCAACAGGAGACCCGUGACGGCCCCCAUACCCAGGGCUCUUAUUACGUGCUGCUUCCUGACGGUCGUCUGGAGAAGGUGGCCUACACUGUCAACGGCGACUCCGGCUACGUGGCCCAGGUGACCUACGAGGGCCAGGCCCAGUACCCAGCACAAACUUACACCCCAGCUCCUGUCUACGGCUAAGUCAACGUUGAGGAAUAGCGUUAUUUAUUGUAUCUUAUUACGAAAAUGUAAAUACAUAAAUAAAUGGGCACGAAUAAU
Messenger RNA from Procambarus clarkii (red swamp crayfish), 481 nucleotides. Its product is annotated as pro-resilin-like. The record is from RefSeq and is a predicted model, not a curated record. Gene Ontology annotation, cellular component: extracellular matrix. NCBI's taxonomy places the organism in Eukaryota, Metazoa, Arthropoda, Malacostraca, Decapoda, Cambaridae.